Orycteropus afer afer is the source of this 1920-nucleotide messenger RNA. Its product is annotated as putative adhesion G protein-coupled receptor E4P. Lineage: Eukaryota; Metazoa; Chordata; Mammalia; Tubulidentata; Orycteropodidae. The transcript is spliced from 15 exons. Gene Ontology annotation, biological process: cell surface receptor signaling pathway; adenylate cyclase-activating G protein-coupled receptor signaling pathway. Gene Ontology annotation, cellular component: membrane. The coding region runs from base 1 to 1920 and encodes 639 amino acids. The record is from RefSeq and is a predicted model, not a curated record. Gene Ontology annotation, molecular function: G protein-coupled receptor activity; calcium ion binding.
AUGGGCACCAGGUACCUGCUCCUCCUCUCAGGUUGUGCAGUGAAGCUAGCAUGUUGCGCAGCAGAAGAAAAGGCCUAUAAUCAGAGCUCUGGGCAUGCCCCAUCUGAACUGUCCCCUCUUUUCUCUGUUUCAGGUCUCAGUGUCCUGGUGGCUGUGUCAGAAUCAAAUUCAGAUGCUUCCUGUCUGCCCUGCCCUGAAAACGCCAUCUGCCACAACAGGACUCACUGUGUUUGUAAAGAUGGGUUCCAGGCCAUGUCUGGGAGGAAAUACUUCACUGAGAUCUAUGAGAAAUGUGAGGAUAUUGAUGAGUGUGCAUCUGGCCUGGCAAAUUGCAAGCAGAGGGCAUACUGCAGAAACACACUUGGAAGUUACCACUGUAACUGUAUCCCAGCCUAUCCUUUCUUUGACUGGGUAGCUGGUGUCCUUAACUACGACCAUCCAGAGUGUUAUGAAAAACAUCAAAAUAAUCUUUCUACUACGAUGACACCACCGAUUUCAGGCCAGGUCCAAGAGAUCUUGAGAAAAAAUAUAUACAAUGGAACCAAAAAAGACAUUGCAGGAAAGGCUACACAACUACUUCAGAAGGUGGAAUUGACCAUAUGGAAUAAGAGUUUUGCUUCUCCAGGAAAGUAUGAAAAUCCUGAGCUUGGUAUAGUCUAUGAAACCAAGAGGUGCAAUGAGACAAGCAAGAGAACAAUUUUGGAAGCUGGAAAUAACACAAUGGACAUUGACUGCAUCCAUACUUUCAACAAAACUACAAGAGAAGAGAGUGCUGUUGCUCUGAUCACCUAUCAGACUCUUGGGGAUAUUCUCAAUGGAUCCUUCUUCAGUGACAGAAAAGGAUUUCAGGUAGUGAAACUGAACUCUCACAUCCUGAGUGGCACCAUUGGUUUGAAGAACAAAACUUACCUGUCCAGACCUGUUUUACUGGUCUUUCAACAUACUCAGAUUCUUGCUGCCAGAGCAAAACAUUUCUGUGUCUACUGGGAAGGAUCGGAGGAGGGAGGCAGCUGGUCGACAGAGGGCUGCUCUCAUGUGGGCAGCAAUGAUUCUUAUACCACAUGCCAGUGUUACCAUCUGUCCAGCUUUGCUGUCCUCAUGGCUCUUACACCCCAGGAGGAUCCGGUGCUGGUUGUGGUCACCCGCGUGGGGCUGAGCCUCUCUCUGCUGUGCCUCCUCCUGGCGGCCCUCACCUUCCUCCUGUGCCGGCCCAUCCAGAACACCAGCACCUCGCUCCACCUGCAGCUCUCCCUCUGCCUGUUCCUGGCCCACCUGCUCUUCCUCGUGGGCAUUGACAAAACUGAGCCCAAGGUGCUGUGCUCUGUCAUCGCAGGUGCACUGCACUACCUCUACCUGGCAUCCUUCACCUGGAUGUUCCUGGAAGGGCUGCACCUCUUCCUCACCGUCAGGAACCUCAAGGUGGCCAACUAUACCGGUGCAGGCAGAUUUAACAAGAUGUUCAUGUAUCCUAUUGGCUAUGGGAUCCCAGCUGUCAUUGUGGUUGUGUCUGCAGGCAUUGGACACAAACAUUAUGGAACAUAUAAUCAUUGCUGGCUGAAUCUUGAUAAAGGCUUUAUCUGGAGCUUCAUGGGGCCAGUGGCCAUCAUUAUCCUGAUAAACUUGGUGUUCUACUUCAUAAUUCUGUGGGUUUUGAGAAGCAAACUUUCUUCCCUCAAUAAAGAAGUUUGCACCAUUCAUAAUACCAGAGUCAUGACAUUUAAAGCGAUUGCUCAGCUGUUUAUCCUGGGCUGUUCUUGGGGCCUUGGUUUUUUUAUGGUUGAAACAGCAGGAAAGACAGUUGGAUUAGUCAUUGCCUACAUGUUCACCAUCACCAAUGUCCUGCAGGGGGUUUUGCUUUUCGUGGUACACUGUCUCUUUAAUCGCCAGGUAAGGCUAAUUUUUCCUUCUCUUCUGAGCUAG